Molecule: messenger RNA, 1689 nt
Organism: Humulus lupulus (European hop)
Lineage: Eukaryota; Viridiplantae; Streptophyta; Magnoliopsida; Rosales; Cannabaceae
Exons: 8
Coding region: 1-1689 (562 amino acids)
Source: RefSeq, a predicted model, not a curated record
AUGGCUUAUAGGUCCCGGUCGAAUGAGGGCAACUCGAGUGUAAGUCAAGUAACAAACUCUGAGUUAGAUGAAUUCAAUAUUGAGGUGGAGUCUAAUGAAAAGUCACAUGAAGAUCAGGUUGGAAAUUGGCUACAAGAAGAGGAAGAAACUGAUGAGCAUCAACAAGGUUAUGACAUUUAUUUACUAGCUCGAGAUAGAACAAGAAGGAAGAUUAAACCCCCUGAAAGGUAUGGCUAUGCUGACUUGAUUGCAUUUUCUCUAGUUGCUGCUAGUGAAGUCUUAGAAGAAGAGCCUUCAAGCUUUAAGGCUGCUAUUAAUAAUAAAGAGAAAGAAAGACGGCUUAAAGCCAUGAAUGAGGAAAUGAAGUCUUUGCACGAUAACCAUACAUGGAGUUUAGUAAAGAGGCCUGCAGAAUCAAGAGUGUUGUUUGUGUUGUCCAUGUUGAAGCCCCGACCUUCGGAGAUAGAUUAUUAUUGCGCUCUGAUUGAGGAUGAUGCUCCAUUUUAUCCUGGAUUGGGCCAAGAUGAAGAGGAUGAAACUCCCACUAAUUUUGAGAAUGUGGCAGAGAUAGCUGCUGAGGUUGCGAAGGUAGCCAAUACUUUUGUUGAUUCUAGCCCAGAUGAUGAGGAUAGCCCAGUCCCCAGCAGCCCCACACCCUCGGCCCCAACCCCAUCCAAACCAGGAUGCGUGGUCCAAGGUUUGAUGCAUAUUGAUGUGACAAAGUAUAUGCUACGUAGGCGUCGCCAAUUCUACCUCGAGGCGUAUCGCCAAGAUGUCGUUGUGAUGAAUAUUGUGUUCUCACAAGUGGUACCAGAUCAUUAUAAUGCAUAUCAUAAUGCCAAGGAAGAGGAUAAGAAAAGGUUUUUGUGGGAUGCAGAUGUGGUGUCAAUGAUUACAGUUGAAGCAUCUAUUUCUACUUGGACUCUGAAUGUUUAUGAUUCAGACGUGACAGUGAUAAGUGAGAAACAACUGCAAUCCUUUAUGAAGUCAUGGUCUACUUUAUUCCCAUCGCUGUUAUUACAGUCACAUAUUUUCAAGGACAACCCUCGGUUGAUGAUUCCACCUGGAGCUAAAAGAUGCAAAGAGUUCAAGGAAGCUUAUCUUAAGAAGGUUCUGAACAGUUUUGGAAUGUUAAUUGCAAAACCUAUUGUCACUCCUAUAUCUCAACAGUUCAAGUUGAGUAUAAAUCAAGCACCUAAAACUCAUGAUGAGCAGGAAUACAUGAAAGACAUACCAUAUGCAAAUGCAAUUGGCUCACUAAUGUAUGCAAUGGUAUGCACUCGUCCUGAUAUAGCUUAUGUUCUUAGCUUGGAAGAGAAAGGACAACUGAAAUUGAAGGCUUUGUGGAUUCUGACUAUGCAAGCUGCCUUGACACUUGAAAAUCACUCACAAUCUAUGUAUUCACUGCUUAUGAAGGAAUUGCUAUUGAACUCAAGAUGUAAGAUCAAGUCAUCACUGUUCACUGUGAUAAUCAGAGUGCAAUUCACUUAUCCAAAAAACCAAGUGUACCACAAGAGGACAAAGCAUGUAGAUAUUAAGCUACAGUUUGUUAGAGAAGUUAUUUCAAAUGGAUCAGUAAUUGUUGAGAAGGUUUCUACAGAUCAUAAUCCUUCUGACAAGAUUACUAAAGUGCUUCAAAGCAGCAAGUUCUUUCACUACUUGAAUCUGAUCCAACUGCAAGGAGACUAA